AUGGACUACUUCCAGCGCAAAGAUACGCACGAUCCCGAAAAGGCCCCGCCUCUGAACCCCCCAGCGGGCGACCUGCCAUCGGAGGAAGCUAGGCGCUUGGCCAAAGGGAGAAGAAUUUUGGGAUGGUUCAUCUUCCUCGUCUGCGGCAUAUUACUGUUCAACAGCCGUGUCCGUGUCACCGAACGAGACCUCACUCCAGCGCGUCAGGACUCUGGCCAACCGUGGUAUUGCAGUCAAUCUGCGAUAUGGGAAAAGACUCCGCAUUGUGAAGGUCGGGACCGCGACGAAGCUUCCUUUCGCGUCACACAACCAAUCGAGCUACCGCUCAACGCUGGCGACAUCUUGACAUUGUCUUCAUGGGGGCUCCCGGAACCAUUUGGCGGGACACUGGACAUCUCGCAGACUGCCGACGCCGGUUCGAAUCAGACUCUUGUGGACAUCGAGGUCCUUUACCCCGCCGGUGGCGCGGAUGUGAUUCGUGACGUGAGCGCCUUGAGGGUGUGCAGUACCAACCCUGUGAAGGGCGAAUGGCGUCUCAACAUCUUCAGCUCGGACUGGUUCGAACCAAACGUCCGAUUGAAGAUGCACGUACGCUUGCCGGCAGCCCAAUGCCACUCCCCUCUCAAGCUGAAAGCCCUCACGGCAAACCUUGCCAACUUUGAUCUUCGCCUACACGACCUUGCCACCUGCGCGCACUUCGAGGCCAUCGAUAUCAUGACCACGAACGGAUCAAUCCACGCCGACGCCCUCGCAGCGGACACGAUCUCGCUCGCCACGGACAACAAGCCAAUCCACGGCACCUACAACACCACGAAAUCGCUUCUCCUCAAGACCACCAACGCCGAGAUCGCGGUCCGCGCGAACCUCUUCAACGACGCCAGCCCUGGUGGGCGCCCGACGACCGUCCACAUGCAUACCACCAACGCCAUCCUCGACAGCCAGAUUGGCCUGUACUCCUCCGCGCACGGCCGGUCGGGCGGGAACUUCCUCACUAUCGUGCGCACCUCGAACGCGCCGCUCGUACUCUCGUUCCUCGACCACCCCGUGGACGGGCGGCUGCAGGCGGCGGUGCGGACGACGAACAAGAACGCGGCGGUGUCGCUGCACCCGGCGUUCGAGGGCUCGUUCGCGGUGCGGACGUCGAACGCGAGCCCAGAGGUGGAGUAUGACGAUGCGGUGGAAGACCCCGCGGGUGAGGGUCGUAAGCGGCGCUUCGAUCUGCAGCAUCAUACGGAGUCGUAUCUCAGGGGCCGUGUGCACUGGGGAGAUAAUGACGAGGAGAAGGAGAAGGAGGGGAGGGUGACGGUGACGACGACGAACGCGGUGGUCAAGGUGGAGUUGUAG
This is a messenger RNA of Epithele typhae, 1344 nucleotides long. RefSeq lists its product as uncharacterized. The transcript has 5 exons. NCBI's taxonomy places the organism in Eukaryota, Fungi, Basidiomycota, Agaricomycetes, Polyporales, Epitheliaceae. Bases 1 to 1344 code for a protein of 447 amino acids. The record is from RefSeq and is a predicted model, not a curated record.